CACCGAUUUGGACCGACAUCACCACAUCCCUAACCAACCACUUAUUACAACCAUUCUGAUUGUUUUAGUUGUUUACUUGUUAUCACUAAUUCAAGUUUCUUCUAAUCAACCAACUGGAUCAGAAUCAUCACCCACGGAAUACAGACCAUCCGUGCCGAUCAGAUCAUAGGAUCGUUUCUUUUUUUUCCAUUUCCAUUACGUAAAGGGCCUUGCUUAUAAUAAAACACCGUAUCAUCAAAUAUAUCACUAUUAAAAGUAAAAGUGAUUUGAUUUAAUUUGAUUUAAUUUGAUUUGAUUUAACUACUAAGUGAAUUAUACUAAUUAUAAUUCCUUAUCACCAUCUGUUUGUUUAUAUCUACUACAUUUAUUCAUUAUGUUAAUACUAUAUAAAUCCGUAUGGACUUUAAUAUUGUUCAUAUCAUGGUUAAUAACUCCUACUUUAGCUAAACGAGCCCUUUCAGCAACUUCUUUAGUUACAUGUAUGCAAGGGUCACAAAUUUCUCCUUCAUAUUUUAAUGUUACAUUUAAUCCUGAUGAUAGAUCUUUAACUUAUUCAUUAGAUUUAGCUACAGAAAUUUCUUCUUAUGUUCUUGCUCAUGUUCAAGUUUAUGCUUAUGGAUUCUUAAUCAUUGAAAAAGAUAUUGAUAUGUGUACUUUAGGUUGGAAACAAUUUUGUCCUGUUUAUCCUGGUUCAAUGCAAAUUGAAUCUAUUGAAUAUAUUAGUGAAGAUUAUGUAAAGAUGAUUCCUGGUAUUGCUUAUCAAGUUCCUGAUAUUGAUGCAGUAGUUAAAGUGGUAGUAAGAGAUCGUUCAACUGGUGUUCAAUUAUCAUGUCUUCAAGCUGGAUUUUCUAAUGGGAAAACUAUUAGUCAAACUGGUGCUAAAUGGGCCACGGCCGUUAUUGCUGGUUUAGGAUUAUUAAUUGCUGCUAUAUUAUCAACAUUUGGAAAUUCAAAUGCAGCUUCUCAUAUUUCAGCUAAUGCAGUCUCAUUAUUUCUUUAUUUUCAAAGUGUCGUAUUAGUUUCAAUGCAAAGUGUUGAAAGAGUUCCUCCUAUUGCUAGUGCUUGGGCAGAAAAUUUAGCCUGGUCUAUGGGACUUAUUAAAGUUCAAUUCAUGCAAGAUAUCUUCCGUUGGUAUGUUCAAAGUACUGGUGGAACUCCUACCACAUAUUUCGUUGGUACCACUACUCAAAUCUUAGUUCAAAGAGCUGUUGAUUAUCUUAAUGUACUUCAUGAUCAUGUUAAAAGAUCACUUGAAUUUGGAUUAGAAUCAAAUGCUAAUUUGGUGGUAUUAAGAGGUAUUAAAAGAAUCGGUUAUAAUUCUCAUAUUGAACCUACUUCCAUUGUUGUCACGGGAUUUACAUUCUUUAUACUUAUAGGAUAUUUAUUAGUAUUCAUUUUGGUAAUUAUUAAAUCGGUGCUUGAUUUAUUAAUUAGAUCAGGAAAAUUGAAGUCUAGACCAUUUACUCAUUUCCGAUUAAAUUUCUCGCAAAUCUUAAAGGGAUCAAUAUUGAGAUAUAUUUAUAUUGGAUUUACUCAAUUGAUUGUUUUAUCAUUAUGGGAAUUUGUUCAACGUGAUUCUCCAGCCGUUAUAGUACUUGCAAUUCUUUUCCUUUUAUUACCAUUAAGUGUACUUGCUUAUUCAUAUUAUAAAACCCUUACAUUUGGUAAGAAAUCAAUUCAAAAGCAUAAAAAUCCAGCUGCUAUCUUAUAUGGAGAUGGGAAAUUCUUAAAUAAAUUUGGUUAUUGUUAUACUAUGUUUCAUGCCAAUAAAUAUUGGUUUGGAGUAGUCAUUUUAUCCUAUAACUUUAUUAAAGGGAUCUUUAUUGCUUUUUGUCAAGGUUCAGGUAAAGCUUCUGCUUUAAUCUUAUUUAUUGUGGAUCUUGCUUAUACGGCCUAUUUAAUUUAUGUUGGACCUUAUUUAAAUAAACCAACUAAUAUUCUUAAUUAUUUGAUUUCUAUUGUCACUACUUUGAAUUCAUUUCUUUUCAUAUUCUUUUCUGAUUUAUUUGGUCAACCAGCUUCGGUGGCUUCUAUUAUGGGUUGGGUAUUUUUCAUAUUAAAUGCCGCCUUUUCAUUAAUUCUUUUGGUAUUCAUUAUUGUUUUAAUUGUUAUGAGUAUUAUCUCCAAAAAUCCCGAUGCAAGAUUUGCUCCUGCUAAAGAUGAUAGAUCAUCAUUCCAAAGAAAAUCUUCUAUUAAACAUCGUAGUUUCUUUGGAGAUUCUAAAAAACAAGGUAUAGAAGAAGAAAAACCAGUUAAUACUAAUGGUGAACUUGCUGCUUUAGGAUUGGCUGCUCAAGAUCAUGCUACCGAUUGGGAAGCUCAAAUGUAUAAAUUAAAUGAUUUAUCAGGAGAAGAAACUAGUAAUAAUGAUAUAAUUACUCCAUCAGAUGAUGGUAAUGAAUAUGAAGCUAAAGAAACUUCAGGAGGUGGAUUCUCUCGAUUAAAGAGUAUGGUGGCAAGAAAACUUUCUACAAAAAGACAUAUAGAUUCUGCAAGAGAUACUACUUUAGUAAGUAGUAGUUCUGAUUCCAGUAAUAGAAAAUCAAAUAUCAGAAUGAGUGAUACUUUAAUUCCUAGUAAUGGUGAAGAAGAAGAAGAAGAAAAUAAUGAUGAAUAUGACCACUUUGACGAAUCAAUAAAUCACACAGCUCCUCGUAUGGUGCAGCACAAUAGAAAUGAAUCUAAUUUCUCAUCCAAUUCCAUAAAUAAUGGGCCUACUCAUACUACAAAUAUUGUAUAAGUUAUCCCCUUGCAUUAUGUUGUUGUAAAAACUUGUUUGUAU
This is a messenger RNA of Scheffersomyces amazonensis, 2782 nucleotides long. RefSeq names its product putative flavin adenine dinucleotide transporter (gene FLC1). Gene Ontology annotation, cellular component: membrane. The record is from RefSeq and is a predicted model, not a curated record. Lineage: Eukaryota; Fungi; Ascomycota; Pichiomycetes; Serinales; Debaryomycetaceae. The coding region runs from base 374 to 2740 and encodes 788 amino acids. The transcript has a single exon. Gene Ontology annotation, biological process: fungal-type cell wall biogenesis; transmembrane transport.